Messenger RNA from Epinephelus moara (kelp grouper), 3415 nucleotides. RefSeq names its product TBC1 domain family, member 10C (gene tbc1d10c). Lineage: Eukaryota; Metazoa; Chordata; Actinopteri; Perciformes; Serranidae. The record is from RefSeq and is a predicted model, not a curated record. Bases 95 to 3415 code for a protein of 1106 amino acids. The transcript is spliced from 11 exons.
AGAGAGAGGAAGUUUGUCUUCCUCAUCACUGGAGCCUCACACUUCACCACUUCAACAGCCGAGUGAUCAAACAUGACGGAAAUGUGAAAGUAAGAUGUCAAGUCAAACGGGUCCGGCUCAGAAGAACCUCAGUGAAGAGGACAGCUCUGGAUCUGAUGUGGGGUCAGAGGUUGGUCUUGAACCUGAGACAGACCGGUUUGGCUUCAUUGUGACAAAUGGAUCCACAGCUGGGAGUGUGGGCCCACCGCCUGAGCUGGUCAGGCAGAGGGAGACCAAGUGGAUAAACAUCAUUAGCCAAUGGGAUCGCAUGUUGUUGAAGAAGACCAGUAAGGUCAAAGUGCAGUGUCAGAAAGGCAUCCCGGCCUCACUCAGAGCCAAGUGCUGGCCUCUGCUGUGUGGAGCUACUGACAGGAUGAAACAGAAUGAAAACCUCUACCAGUCUCUGGACUCGCAGCCUGCUCUGCAGAGCUGGGUGGAUGUGAUUGAGAGAGACCUGGACCGACAGUUUCCUUUCCAUGAGAUGUUCCUCUCCAAGGACGGACACGGGCAGCGUGGUUUGUUCCGGGUGUUGAAAGCGUACACUCAGUACCAACCAGAGGAGGGUUACUGCCAGGCACAGGGGCCUGUUGCUGCAGUGCUGCUGAUGAACAUGCCUGCUGAGGAGGCCUUCUGGUGUCUGGUGCAGAUUAGCGAGCAGUACCUGCCUGGAUACUACAGCCCUCUGCUGGAGGGAGUCCUGUUUGAUGCAGCCAUGCUGACCUGGGUCUUGAAAAGAACGUGUCCAGCUGCACACAAACACUUGCAGCACCACGGAGUGGAGCCCCUCAUGUUCGCCACAGACUGGCUGAUGUGUCUCUUCACACGUCACCUGCCUUUCAACACGCUGCUCCGAGUCUGGGAUCUCUUUUUCUGCUAUGGAGUGCGGGUGCUGCUCCAGGUGGCGGUGGUCCUGGUGCGUCGGGUGCUGGGCCGGGCCGAGCAGAGGAAGCAGUGUCAGGGCCAGAUGGAGACUCUGGAGAGGCUGAGGGGCGUCAGGGAGGAGGUCCACGAGGAAGAUGACACCUUCAUAGCAGAGGUGUGCUCGGUGCAGCUGUCAGCCAGAGAUCUGGAGAAGCACACGGAGAAGGAGUUAGAAAAGUGGAGGAAAGACAGACCCUCAUCCACCUUUGACCCCAGAGGUCGCUGCCAGGGAUACCGGAUGGCGUGGGCGAGGGCACGACAGAGUGAGGAGGCACGGGACAGGGAAGCGAGAGAGAAAGGGAACCUGUCUGUGCCUCUUACCCGCUCGGCCUCCACUCUAUCGCUGUCUCCCUCCCUCCUUCAAAAGAGGUGGAAGAAAGGGGGAAAGGCGAGCACACGCGAAUGGGAGGGCGGCGGCAAAGUUGUGAGGCAUCUCUCAAUGGGAGCAAAAGAGGACUUCAGGAGCUGCACAGAGUUGAAUUUUAAGAAGGUGCAGGGCGUUCAGGAGGAGGAGGACGUAGUUUUCGAGGAACAUAAAAAACAGAGUGAGACAAAACUAACAGGAGAAACUGAACAGAAAGAACUCUUAGAAGAACCUAAAAAGAUGGAGAUCCAAAAUGUGCCAACAGAGCAUGUAGAAACAGUCAUAAAAGACGAGAUUGUACAAAUGGAAACAAGAACAACUGAAAAGGAAGAAAGCCCACUCAAAGAGACAGUGGAAACUAAAAUGCUUUCAGAAGAGACGGAAAAAACAAACGUGGAGACAGAACGAACCAACAGUCCAGCUGAAGAUCAGACUUCUGAAAAUAUUCUUCAGCCUGAACACAAACAGGGAGAGGAGCUGGACUCCAGCAGCCCGUCACAAGUCUUGGAACAGCAGAGUCCAGAGAGCAAGCACCUGGAAACUGAGGUGAAAGACACAAAUAAAGAGACAGAAGAACAAAGUGGACACACAGCUGCUGUGGAGGAGAAACAGACUGAGAUACAGGAAGAUGCAGAUAAAAGCACAGAGGUGGAGACGCAAGAGAGUGUUGCCUCAAGUGAGGAACAGGACGUGAAACCAGAGGAGAGCACAGAAACUGAAAAUGUGCAACAGACGCAGGUGGACGCAGUCACAGCUGAGACAAGCCCGGGCUCAGAGACAGACGGUAAAACAGAAGCUGCAACUGUAAAAGAUCCUCCAGUAGAGACAGAGACACAACAGCAAGACGUGAUCACAGAGACAGACGGUAAAAUCGAAGCUCCAACUAUCACAGAUCCUCCAGUAGAGACAGAGACACAACAGCAAGACGUGAUCACAGAGACAGACGGUAAAAUCGAAGCUCGAACUGUCACAGAUCCUCCAGUAGAGACAGAGACACAACAGCAAGACGUGAUCACAGAGACAGACCAAAGCUCACAGGGAGAUGCGUUUGAAGGAAAAUACCAGAGUCAUGAGUCAUUAGCAGAAAUAGACAUGACAGAAGAGCCCCACACCCAGUCAGAGACAGAAAGUGAUGCACUGGCACAGACGCAAGAAACAGUCAAGAACAAUGCAGCCACACAGGAUGAACUGGAGGCUGACAGGCACACAGAUUCACACACAGACGCAGAAACAUUAAUACAGAGUUCACCUGAAUGCAUCGAACAACAAGAAGAUACUGACUUAAUAGGUGAUACAGAGACUGAAGCAGAAACACCAGCUGCAAGUGACAUAGUGACAGAGUCAAGUGAAGCAUUGGAGAAAGAGUGUGAUGCAGCUGCAUGUGAACCUACACAGGAGGAAGAAGAAGGAAGUUUGACUGCACCCUCAGAGGCCCAGGUUGAUAAGCAAACAGAGGAAACAACAGAAACAGAGACGACUGACUCGAUAGCACCUCCACUGAAGGAUGUGACUUCAACACAGGCUGAAGCUGUGACUCUCACCACUGAGCCUGAUGGAGAGACCAGUUUAGUGGAAAUGAGUAUCUCUGAGGAACCUGCACCUGAACAACCAACGAGCCAGGUCACUGUGGGUGCUGUGGAGGAGGAAGAAAGCACAGAAACUGUUCAAGAAAACACUGUAGAAGAGGACGACGUCUUUAUUCCCACUGCACCAACAGACUCUCCCAACACUGACAGCAUCCCACAAGUCCAAGAAAACGACUCUCACCUUGUGAAAGACCAGGAAGAGCCGAAUGACAGCAGUUUGACACAAGCCUCCGCUUUAUGCAGCAGUCGGUCCUCUGGGGAUGUCUGCAUCCGCAAGCCUUCCAGUUCCCGUGGGACCAGGUUAGCACGCCGGCUCUCUGAAGAUCUCUUCAUCAUGCCAGAGAGGAAAUCACAAUCUAUCCCAAAUCACCCAGAGGUUGAACACGGUGAAUCACAGUCCAAUCCUGGAGCUGUAAAUCCAACCCAAACUCCUCGAUGUCACCCCGUCACCGUCUGCAGCAGUGACCGAGACGACGGCAGCGCAGCAGGAGCAGCCGCCGCCUGA